GGAUGUGUUCUAGUGUCUGUGUGUCGCCGCUCCUUCCUUCCUUCCGCCCCGUGCUGAGCUGCCUAACGAACUAACCCGACUGGCUGUGCUGAUUGCCUCCGUCCUUCAUUUGGCCAGCUUGGAUUAUUUCUGCCGGCUGACGCACUGCCCAGCUCAGCAAUGACAGUCAAAACUGAAGCUUCGGGAUCCACGCUCACCUAUUCAAAGAUGAGGGGCAUGGUGGCCAUACUCAUCGCUUUCAUGAAACAGAGGAGAAUGGGGCUGAAUGACUUCAUUCAAAAAAUCGCCACCAACUCCUAUGCAUGCAAGCACCCUGAAGUUCAAUCUAUUUUGAAAAUCUCCCAGCCUCAAGAGCCUGAACUUAUGAAUGCCAAUCCUUCACCUCCACCCAGUCCAUCACAGCAAAUCAAUCUUGGCCCUUCAUCUAACCCUCAUGCUAAACCAUCAGAUUUCCAUUUUCUAAAAGUUAUUGGAAAAGGCAGUUUUGGGAAGGUCCUUCUGGCAAGGCACAAGGCAGAAGAGCAAUUCUAUGCAGUGAAAGUACUCCAGAAGAAAGCAAUCCUGAAAAAGAAGGAGGAGAAGCACAUAAUGUCAGAACGCAACGUCUUACUAAAGAAUGUGAAGCACCCUUUCCUAGUAGGACUCCACUUUUCUUUCCAGACAGCUGACAAACUGUACUUUGUGCUAGACUACAUCAAUGGUGGUGAGUUGUUUUAUCAUCUCCAGAGGGAACGUUGCUUCCUAGAACCAAGAGCUCGUUUUUAUGCUGCUGAAAUAGCCAGUGCACUGGGUUACUUGCAUUCUCUAAAUAUUGUUUAUCGGGACUUGAAGCCAGAGAACAUUUUACUUGAUUCUCAGGGCCACAUAGUCCUGACCGACUUUGGCCUCUGCAAAGAGAACAUAGAGCACAAUGGGACAACUUCCACAUUUUGUGGCACGCCUGAGUACCUUGCCCCUGAAGUCCUUCACAAGCAACCCUAUGACCGAACUGUUGAUUGGUGGUGCCUUGGAGCAGUUUUGUUCGAGAUGCUUUAUGGACUGCCUCCAUUCUAUAGUAGAAACACUGCAGAAAUGUAUGACAACAUCUUGAACAAACCUCUGCAGCUGAAGCCAAAUAUCACCAACUCUGCUCGACACCUUUUGGAAGGUCUUUUGCAAAAGGACAGAACCAGGAGGCUGGGAGCCAAGGAAGAUUUUAUGGAGAUUAAGAAUCAUGUCUUCUUCUCCCCAAUUAACUGGGAUGAUCUCAUUAAUAAGAAGAUUACACCCCCUUUUAACCCCAAUGUGAGCGGCCCCAAUGACCUGCGACACUUUGACCCUGAGUUUACGGAGGAACCUGUCCCCAACUCCAUUGGCCAGUCGCCAGAUAGCAUACUCAUCACUGCCAGCGUUAAGGAGGCUGCGGAGGCUUUUCUGGGGUUCUCCUAUGCACCCCCCAUGGAUUCUUUCUUGUGAAUCUCUUAUGAUUUUUACUUUUUAAUUAUGACCCUUCUGUUGGCCUUCUGGUUAAGCUGCCAGUUGUCCACUCAUCUUGAAAGAGGAAAAUUUUGCACAUCUUCCCACUGUGGCAGCUUUGCAGCCUUAAUUUCAACAAUACUGUUUGCUGGAAGCUUUUUUGUUUUUGUUUUGUUUUCAUUAUUGUUGCUGUCGUUUGGAAGAGCACACCUAACUCCUUUAAAUAAACUUGCAAACAUUUCAGUUCCGGUUCUUCCCACUCACCAAAUUGGUGCUAUCUCUUCUGGAGGUUGAAGGAGGAAGGAAAAGCAACUGCUGCCAUAGACUGCCAGAGAUUGUAAGCAUAAGAACAACAUGCUGUGGUGUUGUUUUUUUUAAGAAAAUGUUCUGAAAAGCCUUGCUUGAAGUUCUUUCUGGAUGUGAUAAGGAUUUUACGAAAUGUGCCUUUUUUCUGAUGAGAUCUUGUGAGCUCCAACGCUUUUCCUUUCACAAGAGUGAUUCUUCAGUCGCAUGCGUGUAUGCGUGGGUUUGCUAUGUGGACAAUGGUAUGAGUGUGGUAUGCGCAAUUUGCUGAUGGACUUAGUUCAAAAGCGUCAAGUGUGACACUCGCAGGACACUACAAUGUGGGGCAUUGUUUGUUACCUUCCAUAUUUGGAAGAUGAUUAAUUAAUAAGUGUAGAUAAUGAUUUUUUUAAUGUAAAAACUAUACAGUUAAUAAUGAAAACUACCAAGAUGGGCUUUGACAAUGUAUCCAAGAUGCUUGAAGAAAGCAUUGCUGCUAUGGGAAAAUAUAUAAAUACUUCUAUUUUUAGAAAGGGUUUUAUGGACCAAAAUGCCAGAGCUGUUAUUUCAUUUUUUUCACUUGUCUGUAAAACUGGGCAUUAUUUAUGGUUUGUGGGGUUUUUAUGUUUGCAUUCCUGAUUGUAAGUAUUGUAAAAAGAGAAAGACCUGUACAGUUGGUUGCAAUGCUAGAUGUAUAUUUAAAAGGAAAAAAAGGCUUAUAAUGUAUAUCACCAUUGUAAUGUAAUUAACAUGGUUAUAAUAUGUACCAUUUUUGUGACCAAACCCAUUGGUUUGCAGUAAAAACUUGGACAAUAUUUCUAUAAAUGCUGUCUGUCCUUCCUCUAUAAAUGGAGGGGCUUCCCUGUUCCCUGCCUGUUACAUCUUGGCUUUCUUCCAUCACAGCAAUUAUUCUUGACCAUAACUCAGUGCCUGUUAGUUCAUAAUUAAGGAUCAUUAAAAAAA
Gekko japonicus is the source of this 2700-nucleotide messenger RNA. RefSeq names its product serum/glucocorticoid regulated kinase 1 (gene SGK1). Gene Ontology annotation, molecular function: protein serine/threonine kinase activity; ATP binding. The coding region runs from base 160 to 1455 and encodes 431 amino acids. Gene Ontology annotation, biological process: protein phosphorylation. The record is from RefSeq and is a predicted model, not a curated record. The transcript is spliced from 12 exons. Lineage: Eukaryota; Metazoa; Chordata; Lepidosauria; Squamata; Gekkonidae.